This is a messenger RNA of Sabethes cyaneus, 6433 nucleotides long. RefSeq names its product myosin-VIIa-like. Gene Ontology annotation, cellular component: cytoskeleton; myosin complex. The record is from RefSeq and is a predicted model, not a curated record. Bases 83 to 6433 code for a protein of 2116 amino acids. Lineage: Eukaryota; Metazoa; Arthropoda; Insecta; Diptera; Culicidae. Gene Ontology annotation, molecular function: cytoskeletal motor activity; ATP binding; protein binding. The transcript has 13 exons.
GAAUCGGUGAUGAACAGUUAGUGAAUUCUUUCGGCUUAUUUCUUUGGAUAUGCAUCUUUGCCAUACAGAUUAACGGAAGAAAAUGGAUCAAAAUGCAGAACUUGGUGAAUGGGUCUGGCUUGCACCGAAACUCAGCAAUGAGUUUGAGAUUCCCUAUGCAGGUCGGGUGCUUCGUACCCAUUCCGGAAAGACCCUUAUCGCUGACGACGAUGGAAAUGAGGAAUGGAUCAACGAUAAAGAGGUUAUUAAACCGAUGCACAUCACCUCGCAAAAAACGGUCAACGACAUGAUAACGUUGGGCGACCUGCAAGAGUAUGCUAUUUUGCGAAAUUUAAUUGUUAGAUAUCAUCAAAAACAAAUCUAUACAUACACCGGCAGUAUGUUGGUAGCCAUAAAUCCAUAUGAAAUUUUACCAAUCUACACGUAUAAUGAGAUUAAUCUAUACCGUGACAAGAAAAUCGGAGACUUACCACCGCAUAUUUUCGCCAUCGGAGAUAGCGCGUACCAAGAGAUGCGCCAAACCGCACGAGAUCAAUGCAUAGUCAUCAGUGGUGAAUCGGGUGCUGGAAAGACUGAAAGCACUAAGUUGAUUCUGCAAUAUCUAGCCGCCACCAGUGGGAAACACUCGUGGAUUGAGCAACAGAUUAUUGAAUCGAAUCCGAUUUUGGAAGCUUUCGGAAAUGCGAAAACCGUACGAAACGAUAACUCCUCCCGCUUCGGGAAGUACAUCGAUGUGCACUUCAACAAGGAAGGCGUUAUUGGUAGUGCCAAAAUCGAUCAGUACUUGCUGGAGAAAUCAAGGAUAGUGCAUCAAAACAAGGGCGAAAGGAAUUAUCACAUCUUUUACUCGAUGUUAGCUGGAAUGAGUAAGGAGGAAAAGAAAUUGUUGGAACUGGAGGAUGCCUCCAAGUACCAGUACCUGAUCGGGGGACAAACCUUAGGCUGUGAAGGACGGAAUGAUGCAAAAGAAUUUGCUGAUGUUCGAUCGGCGAUGAAAGUGCUGGCAUUUUCGGAUCCGGAAAUUUGGUCGGUGCUGAGUUUGCUGGCUGCAAUUUUACACCUAGGAAAUAUAAAGUAUAAGGCAAUUACCGUACAAAAUCUGGAUGCUGUGGAAGUGAAUGAUAACGUGAAUGCGACUAGAGUGUGUUCAUUGCUUGGAGUACAGAAAAAUAUUCUAAUCAGCGCCCUUACCAGGAGAACCAUAUUUGCCCAGGGGGAACGUGUUGUAUCACACAUUUCCAAGGAGCAAGCACUGGAGGCGCGGGAUGCUUUCGUGAAAGCAAUCUACGGGAAGAUAUUUCUAAUGAUUGUGGAAAAGAUUAACAGUGCCAUCUACAAACAUUCACCAAAGUCUCGUAUAUCUAUUGGAGUUCUGGAUAUUUUUGGCUUUGAACAGUUUGACACGAACAGUUUCGAGCAGCUGUGCAUCAAUUUCGCUAAUGAAAACCUGCAGCAGUUUUUUGUCAAACACAUUUUCAAGAUGGAACAAGCGGAAUACACUCGCGAGGGCAUCAACUGGACCAACAUCGAGUUCAUCGACAACCAGGACGUGUUGGACAUGAUCGGAAUGAAGUCGCUUCAUAUCAUGGCGUUGAUCGAUGAUGAAACUCGUUUCCCGAAAGGAACCGAUCUUACCAUGCUUUCAAAACUGCAUUCUACUCACGGGCAGAAAACGAUCUAUUUAAAACCAAAGUAUGACAAUGUGCCUUCUUUUGGCGUUCAACAUUUUGCCGGAACAGUGUUCUACAAUGUGAAUGGAUUCCUGGAGAAGAACCGCGAUACAUUUAGUUCGGAUUUGAAAGAGUUGGUAACUAAAAGCAGCAACGAGUUUUUGCUCAAGUUGUUCGGGACGGACGAUUCGCUGGAUACUUCGAAGCGGUCGAUCACUCUUUCGUUGCAAUUCCGAAAUUCUCUGGACACUUUGAUGAGAACAUUGUCCUCUUGCCAUCCGUAUUUUGUUCGGUGUAUCAAGCCGAAUGAUUCAAAACAACCGAAGAUAAUAGAUAAAGCUCUGUGUGUACGGCAGCUGCGAUAUUCUGGCAUGAUGGAAACGGCUAAGAUCCGAAAAGCUGGUUAUGCAAUUCGCCACACCUAUUCUCAAUUUGUGCAGCGAUAUCGGCAUUUGGGUAAAAAUAUUGGUCCCGCACACAAGGUGGAUUGUGUGCUUGCGUCCAGACAAAUUUGUGAACGUGUUUUGGGUAACAUUCCGGAUGAUUAUCAAUUUGGAAAGACGAAGAUUUUUAUGAAAGAAAGUCAUGACAUGGUUUUAGAAGCCGAACGAUCACGCGUUUAUCUGUAUUACAUCGUGCUGAUUCAAAGAGCUUUCCGGCGUGUGCUGUUCUUCAAAUACAUCCGAAGAUACCGCAUGGCAGCCAUCACGAUUCAGAAGCACUGGCGCGCACGUGGCUACCGGUCGAACUAUCUAGUAAUGAGAAAUGGUUUCCGAAGACUGCAAGCGGUAAUACAAUCUCGUGAACUAUCGUACAGGUUUAUGAGAAUCCGAGAUGUGAUCACUCGCCUGCAAGCUAACUGCCGAGGAUAUUUAACUCGAAGAAACCUAAGAGACAAAAUUACCUACAAAGCCAAGAGAAUGAACGAAUUGCGUGCCUUGAAGCGCAAAGAGGAAACGCAGUUCAAGCAAUCGGGAAACAAACGUUGGCGCGAGGAUGCAGAACACAACUAUUGGCUCAGAGUCGAUGAGCUGAAUAGAGAGUUAGCACAUGAAGCGGAAGAAGCUAGAAGGGCUGCUAUCAUUAAACCACAGCAGCAAAUUAAUGCCGAGGAGGACAUCAAAAUAGUCGGUGAUGUGUUCGAGUUUUUGGACAACCCCAUGAGUCCGGAACCGGUGCCGAAGAGAAAAGCAUCAUUUGCCGAGGACGAUCCUGCAGUGGCGCUGUCCGGUGCGCUUGCAGCCGAGUACGGAGCAAAUUUUCCCUACCGCGAGGAUUUAUCCGACUAUAAUUUCGCCAAGUAUGCGGCCACGUACUUUGCGAAUAAUGUGUCUUAUCAGUUCAGUAAGCGCAAGCUCAAAUCCUCGCUGCUAGACUUAACCAGCCCGGCUGAUAUAAUCUCCGCUCAGGCUUUGUGGAUUACAAUUUUACGAUUCAUGGGUGAUAUGGCCGAGGCGCGAUACGAGGAUGAUAGCGAGGGGGCGAAACAUAGACCGGUUAUGCAAAAAUUGACGGCAACGUUAGGUAGAAGCUAUGCGAAGACAAAAGAUUUCCAAGCCUUCCAGCAGAAUUUAUCGGAGCAUGAACGCAAAUUGAUCCAUCGUACUUUAAAGCGCAAAUCCAAGAUACCGGCCGAAUUAAAGGCAAUUGUGGAAAAUACGGAUGAAAUAGCUGAUUAUCAAGAAUUCCUGAAUAAUCGUAGUACUAACUUGGAUAAGUUACAUUUCAUCAUUGGUCACGGUAUUCUAAACAAACGGUUAAGGGAUGAAAUUUACUGUCAGAUUUGCAAGCAACUGACCAAUAAUCCCAAUUCCACUUCUUAUGCGAAAGGGUGGAUUUUGCUUUCCUUAUGCGUUGGAUGUUUCCCUCCAUCGGAGAAAUAUGAAAAGUAUCUGAGAUCGUUCAUUCGAGAUGGCCCCGAACUGUAUGCUCCUUAUUGUGAGCACCGACUUGAUCGUACUUUGAAGAAUGGUACUAGAAGACAGCCUCCUUCUUGGCUAGAAUUACAGGCGACGAAAACCAAGAAACCAAUUACGCUGCAGGUUACAACGAUGGAUGGAUCCAGCAAAAAUCUAGAGAUCGAUUCGGCUACAACAGCGGGAGAAAUGUGUGAAAAUUUGGCCCAUAGUUUAGGUUUGAAGGAUGUUUUUGGGUUUUCUAUUUUUGUUAUGUUGAUGGAAAAAGUCCUUUCGCUUCACAGUGGCUCGGAGUUUAUCAUGGAUGCGAUUUCCCACUGCGAACAGUACGCUAAAGAACAGGGAACCAAUGAACGGCAUGCCGAAUGGAGAGUCUUUUUCCGGAAGGAAAUAUUUGCACCUUGGCAUGAUCCAACAGUGGAUGCUAUCACUACUAACCUAAUAUAUGCACAAGUCGUGCGGGGAGUUAAUCUUGGGGAGUUGGUUAGCACCUCCGAUAAGGAUAUUGCCAUGUUGGCAGCAUUGCAGUAUUAUGCUGAAUUCGGUAUGGAAAUGAAUAGUAAAGUUUUGCAGGAGAAGCUUAAGGAAUAUAUUCCAAGGAAUCUUGUACGAUCAGAAACGACAGCACGAUGGGUUCAAUUGAUUGAGUCUGCCUUCAAGAGGAGCCGUUGCGUUAAGGAAGGUCUGCAGCGAAUUACAGCCAAGGAGGAUAUUGUAUUGUUUGCCAAAUUAACCUGGGGUAUGAUGUUUUCGAGGUUCUACGAGGCAGUUCAGAUCGAUGGAACAAAACUUCCGACGAGCAGUAUAAUUAUUGCUGUAAACUGGUCUGGAGUCUACUUUGUGGAUGAUCAAGAGCAAGUGCUGGUGGAACUAUCCUAUCCGGAGAUUAUCCAUGUGGAAUUUGAGGAUGCGGAUGAGGGCGAUGUUAGUACACUGUCUCUAAGUACUAUUCAAAAAGAAGAAUUUGUGUUUAAAUCAUUCGAAGCCAGAGCUGUCUCUGAUUUAAUCAAUUAUAUUCUGCGGGAACUGCGUAAUAAGAGUAUUUUUGCGGUGGCGAUUAAAACUUACACGAAUGAGAGUGAAACGGACACAAUGUUGAAUCUCCUGAAAGGGGAUCUUAUUAAACUGGGUCAAGGAUUUACUGGGGAAUCGAUACUUGCAGAAGAUGCGACUUGGGGGUACGGAGAGUCGAAUGGAAAAUCGGGUUAUUUCCCCACUGAAAUCAUUUACGUGCUUCCGACGAUUAUGCCUCCAACGCCAGCAGUGAUGAAUGUAUACCGCAAGGAAGGAAUCCUAAAAGCUAGAAAGCAUACCGCUACCAAUUACAACACAAUCCAGCGGAAGAAAAUGCACACUCUACAGAGAUUCAGUUCAGAGCACUUCAGAGCACCUAUUAGUAUCACGUCGGAUUCAUCGACAUUAUCCAGUGUAAAGAAAUCAACAUCCGAACAACUUUGGAAGCACACUCGUGAACCGAUGAAGGCUCCACUUUUGCAACGCCUGCGGCAUGACAAAGAAAGAGCCGAUAGUGCUGUUAUGAUAUUUACUGUUAUUUUAAAGUACAUGGGCGACCUGCCAAGAGGGCGCGAUUAUAUCAACACGGAUAGGAUCUUCGGACCAGUGCUUAAUGAUGACGUCCUGCGGGAUGAAGUAUUCUGUCAGUUAAUGCGCCAACUAACGGAUAAUCAGAUUCAAGUUAGCGAAGAGCGUGGCUGGGAUCUACUUUGGCUGGCAACCGGUGUCAUGGUUCCCAGCCAGUCGGUACUGAAGGAACUGUUUGAAUUCCUCAAAACCAGAAAGCAUCCUAUUGCGGCCGAAUGUUUGCAAAGAGUACAGAAGGUUCUGAAGGUCGGUCAGCGCAAGUUCCCACCGUACAUUGUGGAAGUGGAAGCGAUUCGCUAUCGGACUGUCGAGAUUUACCACAGGGUGUACUUCCCGGAUGACACAGAUGAGGCGUUCCAGGUUGAAUCCUUUACCAUGACUAAGGAUUUGGUUCAGACAAUUACUAGACGAUUAGAGCUAAAAUCGAGUGAAGGUUUUAGUUUGUUCAUCAAAAUAGGAGACAAGGUGUUUUCUGUACCGGAAGAAUAUUUCUUGUUCGAUUUUAUUUACGAGUUGAUGGAAUGGAUGCGCGAAGCACUUCCGUCUCGGACAAAUGAUAAUCGCAUUCAGUGCGAGUACCAACUAUUUUUCAUGAAAAAAUUGUGGAUUAAUAUCGUGCCAGGAAAAGAUCCUUUCGCUGACGAGAUGUUCUACUUCCAUCAGGAAGUUCCCAAGCUGCUGCAAGGAUACUACAAAGUAUCAAAGACAGAAGCAGUGAACCUGGCAGCAUACAUGUUUUGGGCUCAGUACACUCAGCAGGAUAUUCAAAUGUUGCAGAAAUCUUUUGCUGAUAUGAUGCCGUUGUUGAUAGCAGAGGAUGUUGUUAGGAUGCAGAAGCCUGAACAAUGGAAGAAGGAUAUCAUUUCCAGAGUUCAAUCUCUAGCUGGGAUAAGCUCCCCCGAAGCGAAGUUGGAGUUCCUCAAGAUAGUCCAUACAUUCGAUAUGUUCGGUUCUACAUUUUUCGUCGUCAAACAAGCAACAGAUCAAAAUCUUCCGGAGACAUUGCUGGUGGCAAUUAAUAAGCAUGGUUUUAAUUUAAUCGAUCCCCGCACAAAGGAAAUUUUGGCUCAGUACAGUUUUAUGGAGCUUAAUUUCUGGAGUUCUGGUAACACCUAUUUUCAUGUGAAGUUUGGCAACAUGAUGGGGUCAUCGAAGCUGUUGCUGGAAACCAAACAGGGAUACAAAAUGGAUGAUUUGCUGACUUCCUACAUUCGUCAUUUUAGGACGCAAGCCCAACGAAACUAA